AGCCUUUAGGUCUUACAGAUAUUUACAGACAUUGGAUCCCAAGCCGCGUCUACUUGCCCCUCCUCUGUCACCCUGACGUGGGCCAUAUUUAAGGCACAAGUGCCACGUUCUCCCUCCUUAAGUUGGUAUCUUUUUCCAGCCUCCACAUCCUAGCGUCGUAGCAAGGGGGGCUGCGAGAAGCACCAGACAUGAAGCUUUUAAUAGGCUUUGCCUUAUUGGCCAUAGCUGCGGCUGCUCCACUUGAACAGUAUUCCUUCCCAGGGAAACCCAGCUGGUCUGAUUUUGGACUCAGUGACAGCGACCUUUCUGAAGAUCUCGGGGGUUUACCUCUGUUGGAGCCUAUUUUACUCAAGAACCCAGCAGAUAUCCUGAAGAGUUUUAAACUCGGUACCCAUGUAGAAGAAAGUGAUGCUGCUGCAGAAAGCAGCUCCUCUGAAGAGGAUAACGAAGAGGCCUCUAGCGAGGAAGAAGCCGCCCCCGCUGCAGAGGAAAGCUCUGCCCCUGAAGAGGAAAGCUCCUCCUCUGAAGAGGAAAGCUCCUCCUCUGAAGAGGAAAGCUCAUCUGAAAGCUCCUCCUCAGAAGAACCAGAAGCUGCUGCUGCAGCUGAACCUGCUGCCGCUGCUGAACCUGCUGCCGCUGCUGAACCUGCCGAAGAGGCAAGCCCUGCACAGAGUGCUCCAGCCGAGGUUGCAGAGACACCCAGCCCACAGGCCGGAGCAGCUGGCAAACCCCUUGGAGUGAACAAAUUUGUUCUUCCUGGGCUGUCCUUCAAGGCGCCUCUAGAUCCUUCAUCGCUGCUGAGCAAGUACUUUAAAAGAGAAGCUGUGGGGGGGAAAAAAGGACACAGCAAAAAGUCCCGCCAUCAUGUCAGCAUACGGAGAUAAAAAAAUACGUAUGAAAUGAAGCCUUCCCCAGAAGCGAAUACAAAGCCUGCUUUACUGUCCCUCUCCUCUCUGCAUUAGUCAUUUAGCCUCUGCAUCCCUACAGCCUAAUAAAUCAUUCAGCAACAUUCCUGUACUUGUCUGGGUUCACUGGCUUCUAUAAAGGUGUUUUUAACACUCGUUA
Molecule: messenger RNA, 1065 nt
Organism: Xenopus tropicalis (tropical clawed frog)
Lineage: Eukaryota; Metazoa; Chordata; Amphibia; Anura; Pipidae
Product: neurofilament heavy polypeptide-like
Exons: 4
Coding region: 189-884 (231 amino acids)
Source: RefSeq, a predicted model, not a curated record